CACAUGUAGGUUUUUAAAAAAAAAAAGACAACCGCCAUCUUGCAUUUGUAUUGUAAAAUGAAAUAAGUAUGUAUAAACUAAAAUACUGGAUCGGUAUGAACCGAAAGAUCUUUGACGUACGAAGAAGAAAAACACCAUUAUAAUGGUAGCUCACAUUAUGUGUUUAACUUCUUCUGGUGGAAUUCCAUUAUUCUCUCGACAAAAAGGAGAAGGUGACACGAUGACAUUUUCUAAAAUAGCAUCUCUAAAUGGAAUACACAUGUUUCUUAAGUCACAAGACAUCAAACUUUUAUACACAGACUUACCAGAUACUACUGUAAUGUGGAAGGAGUUUGAACAAAGCGUUACAUUAAUAGCUAUUGCAACUGGAACUACAAAAUAUAUUUUAACUCAAUUUCUUGAUGCUAUAUUCGGUGCUAUGAUUUUAUUUGUUGGUAUCGAUGAAGUAAAAAGUGCAAAAAAUAUUGAAAAGCUUAAAAAAGACAUGCGCUUAUGUAGUCCAAUUGUUGAUAGUUUAUUACAAUGUCUUGAUGCUGGAGAUGGAAUCUCUUUAAAAACUGAUAUUGUUAAUAUGACGGAAUGUAUUAUGUGCAAUGAAAAUAAUUUACUUCAGACUUGUUUAGAGGGUUAUGUGGAAUGUUUGGAUUCUAUAUACGGAUGUAUUUUAAUACAUGGCUGCCUAGCAGUUGCCACAGAAGGAUGGUGGAGUUUAAACCCUAUAGAAAGGAAAUUGUUAAUAAUAGCUGUUACUGCAGAAGGUGUUUGUACUACCCGCGAUAUUCCAGUAUUUUUACCUUAUAAGAGUCCAAAUGUGGCUUUCAGACUAGUGUCUGUUACAUUGAUUAAUCAUAUCGAAGUACUUGCAUUAUGUGGACCACAUCCAGAAUUAUCAGAAAUUGAAAGAUUUGCUGUACAAUGUUGGAAGAGUAGCAUCGAUGCUUUACACGGGGCAGAACAGUGCUAUCCAAAGAAUUUACCCAUGUCUAUAAAUUUAGAUUCGGAAACGCUUGGAUUUCUUUUGGCAAAUUAUAAAGUACAGAAAUUCGUACUUGGCAGAAACAUUCAGUAUGCUAAAAACAGAGUCAGCGGAUCACACAGAUUGGAUAUACUACGAACGUUUUAUCAUCAAGCUGUUGAAACCUUUAUAUUAUCUCCUGAAUCCGAAGGUGAAAGAAAGAGUGAUAAUUGGAAAUUCGUUGGUGCAAAAGAAAUAUAUUUAUGUUCAGAAUAUCACAAAUGUCACGCAGUUAAAUAUGGAGAUCAUAUACUAUGUAUUUUAUAUGCUUCCAUAGUUCCUACUCAUACUAUGAGAUUAAUUUGUCAGAAAAUAUUGAAAAUGUUACUUGUCGAUAAGUAAGAUUGAUAAAGAAAAUGUAGUCCGUACGAUUUUUUGUGUUUGCUC
Colletes gigas is the source of this 1402-nucleotide messenger RNA. RefSeq names its product protein fuzzy homolog. The coding region runs from base 143 to 1357 and encodes 404 amino acids. The record is from RefSeq and is a predicted model, not a curated record. The transcript has 6 exons. Gene Ontology annotation, biological process: vesicle-mediated transport; non-motile cilium assembly. Lineage: Eukaryota; Metazoa; Arthropoda; Insecta; Hymenoptera; Colletidae.